AAAUAUUAUAAAGAAUAUAAAAAAAAGCAUCUUUCGUUAUUAUUUCAAGAUUGUAGAUAACAUCAGUUGUCAUUAUAUAAGAUAGCCAAUUUUAUAUUUUAUGAAAGGUUAGUAAUCCAGAACCUGAAAGAUACUAGAAGUCAAAAUGAGUGAAGAAAUCGUCCAAUCAUUUAAAAAAAUGUUCGAAGAAAAAAUAGAUAUUAAUGUGAAAAAUAAAUGGUUUUCUUCUAAAUAUCUCAAAAUAGAUUGCUGUCCAGAAGUUAUUUUUAACAUUUCCAUUCAACGAAUUACUGACUACAUAUUUAACGUUAAAGUUACCAAAUUUUUCACUAAACCAGCGACUGCACUCAUUGAAUUAACAAUUAACUCUCAAAUAAGAAGACAAUACAUUACUAAUUGGACAGACGAUGUUAUCUUUGAAAAUUUUUCACUUUCGUUUGACAAUGAUGUGCGUCCUCAAAAAGAGGGUUUCUUGAAUAAUUAUCGUUACCAAUCAAGAAUUCGUACAUACAGAGUAACGAUAAGUGGUGACAUAACUUGGUAUGGUUUUAAUGAUGACUUAUUGAAUGCCAAAAUGAAUAAAAAUAUGGAAACUUAUUUAAAAAAUGUCGAAUUUAGUGACGUAAAAAUUCGAGUGAAAAAUAAUGAAGAAUUUCCAGCUCAUAAAGUCUUUUUAGCUUCAAGCAGUUCUGUAUUUAAGAAAAUGUUAACAACAGACAUGAAAGAAUCGAGAGAUAAGUGUAUCAAUCUUCCAGAAUUAGAUUCUGAUACUGUUAACGAAUUACUUCAUUUCUUAUAUUAUGGUAAAUUGGAUAAAGCUAGUGAUAACGGCGCUAUUUUGUUCGAAUUAGUAAAAGCUGCUGACAUGUAUUUGAUAUCUGACUUAAAACGUGUCUGUGACGUAUUGUUGAGUAGACUUUUAACAUCUGAGAAUGUAAUAUCACUAUUGGAAAUAUCCGGGACUUAUAAAUUACCAAUUGUACGCCAACAAUCUUUGAUUUUUAUCGCCAAUCAUGUGGAUGUAUUAUUCGAGGAAGAAAUUUAGAUUAUUUUGAUCUAUCUAUGAUUAUGAAAAAUUUAUAUUUACA
Messenger RNA from Cotesia glomerata, 1088 nucleotides. RefSeq lists its product as uncharacterized. Gene Ontology annotation, cellular component: cytoplasm. The record is from RefSeq and is a predicted model, not a curated record. The transcript is spliced from 2 exons. Gene Ontology annotation, molecular function: ubiquitin protein ligase binding. Gene Ontology annotation, biological process: regulation of proteolysis; proteasome-mediated ubiquitin-dependent protein catabolic process. Bases 146 to 1045 code for a protein of 299 amino acids. Lineage: Eukaryota; Metazoa; Arthropoda; Insecta; Hymenoptera; Braconidae.